GACAGAGUGAGGAAAAAGAGAACGUUGAAAAAAGGAAAAACGGAGAGUAAAUUGCUCUAGUCAUGGACUUGCGCUCAGAACUGCUAAAGUCCAUUUGGUAUGCUUUUACGGCUCUGGAUGUGGAGAAGAGUGGUAAGGUGUCCAAGUCUCAACUCAAGGUGUUGUCGCAUAAUCUUUACACAGUUCUGGGUAUCCCACAUGACCCAGCAGCUCUUGAAGAGCACUUUAGAGAUGAUGAUGAUGGUCCAGUCUCCAGCCAAGGAUACAUGCCCUACCUCAAUAAAUACAUCCUGGAUAAGGUGGUGGAAGGAACAUUUGUUAAAGAGAACGUUGAUGAGCUCUGUUGGACGCUUACAGCCAAGAAGAACUAUCGGCCUGAGGGAAAGAGUGUUCUGCCUGGGACGGAUGCUUUUCGUAUGUGGUGUCUCUUCAUUUUUUUAUCAGAGGACAGAUACCCUCUGGUCAUCAUCCAAGAUGAGGUCGAAUAUUUACUCAAGAAGCUAUGCAUGGCCAUGUGCGUUGAGCUUAACUGUGUUGAACUGGAGGACUUUAUUUCCCAAGAUUCUGUUCAGCAGAAUGGCUUCACUGUAUGGGCCUUUCUGAAGAUGAUGAAUUCUGGAAAACUCACAAGAGGCCUUGCCAAAGAAACCAUCAGCAUGGCAAUAGAGGAGGUGUACAGGGAAAUCGUGGGCGAUGUGCUGAAAGAGGGAUAUCUGUGGAAGAAGGGUCAGUUAAGAAGAAACUGGACCGAACGUUGGUUCACAUUGAGACCCAGCACUUUAGUUUAUUUUGCCAGCGAGGACCGCAAGGACCGCAAAGGCAGCAUCCAGCUAGACGGAAACUGUUGUGUUGAGGUUCUUCCUGAUAGGGAUGGGAAGAGAUGCAUGUUUUGUCUGAAGACCCUCACCAAGACGUAUGAACUCAGCGCUUCUGACACCAAACAGAGGCAGGAGUGGACGACAGCUAUCCAGACAGCGAUCCGUCUGUAUGUAGAGGGUAAAAACUCUCUUCAUAAGGAUCUGAAGCUGAAGCGGCGCGAGCAGAGAGAACAGAGGGAGAAGAGACGGGAGGCAAAGGAGCAGGAGCUGCAGCGUCUGAGGGCUCUGCAGGAGGAGCGCGAACGGAAAAUGGCCGAGCUGGAACUCCUGAAGGAGGCGCAGAGGCAGGCGCAGGCGCUGCUGGAACAGGACGAGCAGCGGAGAAAACAACAGCACGAGCAGCUCCAGAACGCUCUGGAGGUCCAGCUCAAAGAGGCUGAAGAGGCCCGGGCGAGCAUGCAAGCCGAGAUGGUGCUGAAAGAAGCAGAAGCUGAGAGACAGAGAACACGAAUUAAAGAACUAGAGGCCAUGCAGCAGCGGCUGGAGGAGGCUUUACAACAGGAAAUCAAAGCCAGACAGGACGAAGAGGCCUUCCGCUACGCGCAGGCUCGGCUUCUUGCAGAGGAAGAGGAGAAGAUGACGGCCCUUAUGGCCCUCCGUGAGGAGCAGGAUGAGUACAUCCAGCGAGCCCAACGAGAAAAACUAGAGCUCAAACAGGAGAUGGAGUGUAAGUCACGAGCUCUGGACGAUGCACAAAUACAGCUGGAAGAGAUCAGAGCCAAUCGCCACAGAGUGGACCAGGACGUCGUGGAUGCCCAAAGGAAGCUUCGUCAGGCAAGCACCAACGUGAAACACUGGAACGUUCAAAUGAACAGAUUAAUGCAUCCGAUCGGGCCAGGAGAGAAAAAGUCUACUGGAGGAGGAUCUUUCUCCGGCUUUCGCAUCCCUUCACAGAAGGACCCUGGACUGCGUUUGAAGCAGAAAACCGAUGACCAGAAUGAAGAAAGCAAAGAGAACGUGGAAAACAUAUCAGGAUGUGAAGGCGACAGGCGUCUCUCACAAACCUCCAACGGAGACAUGGAAAUACCUUGACAACCUAAGACACACAUGAGAGAAAUGUAAAAAUCUCAAUGUAAAAAGGACUUUAAAUUGAAUAAGGCUGUUUUUUGGAAUGUGCCCAAGAUGCCUAGUAUGUUUAACACAAUAAUUGUAUGUUAAUAGGUUGUUGGUAACAGCAUAGUUUUGUACACAUCUUUUAAAAAGUAUUGUACUGUUGUGAUGGAAGAAUUGUGUGAUUUACACCCUAGCCGUUAUGUAGAUUGUUAGACUGAAUAAAUAUCUAAGUAUUUUUAUUAA
Messenger RNA from Triplophysa dalaica, 2174 nucleotides. It is a transcript of the gene def6a, whose product is annotated as DEF6 guanine nucleotide exchange factor a. Bases 63 to 1910 code for a protein of 615 amino acids. The transcript has 11 exons. Gene Ontology annotation, cellular component: nucleus; cytoplasm. The record is from RefSeq and is a predicted model, not a curated record. NCBI's taxonomy places the organism in Eukaryota, Metazoa, Chordata, Actinopteri, Cypriniformes, Nemacheilidae.